This is a messenger RNA of Ixodes scapularis (black-legged tick), 336 nucleotides long. RefSeq lists its product as uncharacterized. The transcript has 4 exons. Bases 1 to 336 code for a protein of 111 amino acids. NCBI's taxonomy places the organism in Eukaryota, Metazoa, Arthropoda, Arachnida, Ixodida, Ixodidae. The record is from RefSeq and is a predicted model, not a curated record.
AUGAAGCUCGCUAUUUUCGCCGUGGUGCAUAUUCUAUCAGCAGUUCUAAGCGCGGUGUCUGGUACCCAAUAUAUCAGCAAUUGCGAGGGCUAUCUUAACCAAGGUGGAGAUGCAAAAUGCGGAUCGCUAGGCACUUAUUACAAUACCUAUGAUCCAAAGAACUGCACCCUUAUAUGCGAAAAUGGACAACGGCCGAAGUUGCCAGAAGGGGUUUGCUCGAACGGUGAAGUGAAAUGCACUCCAGAUGUGGAACGAAAGCUUGUAGUUUGGGACUUGAACAAGCAAGAAGAGUAUAUAAGCUAUUUGAAAAAUUCGAAUUUUUUAAGAAAGAAAUAA